GGUAGCGUCGCCUAGUGGUAAAGUGACGAUAGAGUAUCGACGAGUUGCACUGAGCUGCACUGGCUACUAUCCGCGCUCUGCGCCUACGUUCGGACCGUUCGUUCCGGUCAUGUCAGACGCGGACGGUUUCGUAUUGGUGACUCGUCGUGGAAGACGUCGUGACGGACAGAGCAGUUCAAGUGGAAACGCAGCUGCGCCGCGCGUCAUCGCCGAGGAAGAUCGCGAGGACGGAUCUUUUCUUCGCGAGUUAGACAAGACGGUAGACAAAGUCGGGGACAGCAGGUUUACCAGGUUCGUUUUCAGCCGGCUGACCGAGUCCCUAGCCGUUUUGGGCUCCAACGGUCUUUCCGAGAUAGUCUGCUACGGGUUAGGACGGUUCUCGUUGUACAGAUCGGCGAGAUGCCAAUUGGCGUUCCUGCUGUGCCUGAAGGCGCGGUACGAGCCGGCACGCGUGCACGUCUACGACCCGGAGUUUCGCCCCCACGAAAUGCGUGCUCUGCGUGCCCUGGGUCUCGAGGUCACGGAGACGAACGAGGAGGGCAAGCGCGCCGUCCAGCGAGAUAAGACGACCCUCGUGUUCAUGCCGCACUGCUCGCGGCAGUUGACUAACAAUUUCCUCUACGCGAACUGGGGUUGCGACGAACUGAGCGGUUGCAUCCUGUUCACCAACAGUCUUUCAAGGACCGUCAACGAUAGCUUACAUAGGGACGUGCUAAAUUCGGCGGGCUACAUGCUACGCAUUCUACCUUAUGUUACAGAAAUUCAAUUGGAAAAUUCCUUCGUGUACGAGGAAGUUUUUAGCGACCUUAACAUACAUAUUUUUACCAAACAAGAUCUGCUUAAGGCUCCGGCAGAUUUCUGGAGCUCCAAAGAGGAACCGCGGUAUUCAACGAAGGACGUCGAAUUUGUUACAGCCGCGCGUACUAGUAACACUUGACGCACUAAUACGGUGACGAUGAAUAACAAUAUUAAAAUUGUUCGUUCUCUCGUGCAGGAGCUGCGCCGAGUUUCGCAAAA
Molecule: messenger RNA, 1017 nt
Organism: Monomorium pharaonis (pharaoh ant)
Lineage: Eukaryota; Metazoa; Arthropoda; Insecta; Hymenoptera; Formicidae
Product: protein FMC1 homolog
Exons: 3
Coding region: 110-937 (275 amino acids)
Biological process (GO): microtubule-based process
Cellular component (GO): nucleus; mitochondrion; cytoplasm
Source: RefSeq, a predicted model, not a curated record